CUUCAUCUACGUGAUGUUUGCAUUGAAUUCCUGGAAGAAUAUGACGUUGCACCUCAUCUUCGCUCAAGCCUCGGCUUACACAGAGCUUGUGAACAAAAGCUUUUUACCCCUCACCUGAGCUGCCCUUUCCGCCAUGCAUUCCCACGGAGCUAAGUAUAGCACAACAACAUGGCAGCGUGUGCGAAUAAACGUCACUGACAUACUUGUCAUUUCAAAAUACGAACUUUGUAAGCUGACAUAUUGGAUAUGCCCUAGCAUUCGGCUUUUCAAGGAGAUUUUCACACGCUUCUGUAUCACCAAGCCAAGCUUUCCAUAGACGUGUUGACCCCGCAUAGUUACGGCUGCCUUUCCGAGAAACACAGAUGCCUUCUUCGCCUGUACUUACUUGCAUAGGCAGUCGCUUUGUUCCCUGGCGAUAUCGAAUUCUCUUUUGUACCAUCAACCUUGCUUCAAGUCUUGCAUUCCAGGAGUACGUGACACUGUGCUCAUCUAUCGAAGGCUUUGUGGCUGUGAGGAAAUUGGCAGCAACUAUUUUGCAAGGAUACGAAACUAUAAGAUCGUCUGCGAACCCAGAUCAGAUAAACAGCAGAAUCUACAAACUACCUCCCUCAAAAGACAGGAAGCUCAAUUCAAAAUGAGACCAAUGGCGAUGAACACGACAAUGGCGGCAGCAGCUGGCUUCAGCACAAUGAUGUCUGACUCUCGCCUUUGGCCAGGAAAUUCGCCCGCAGCAGUCUCCUC
Messenger RNA from Boeremia exigua, 741 nucleotides. RefSeq lists its product as uncharacterized. The record is from RefSeq and is a predicted model, not a curated record. Lineage: Eukaryota; Fungi; Ascomycota; Dothideomycetes; Pleosporales; Didymellaceae. The coding region runs from base 363 to 638 and encodes 91 amino acids. The transcript has a single exon.